AUGGCUCCUAUCCUGUUAGAACCCGCGAUUGUUGAUUCCCAGCCCAGUACCGCUCCAUUGAAGGCAGCAGUCAACGGUACUUCCAAUGGAGUUGAAUUCAUCCUAAAGGAACGUCCUUGGCGACUACUGCACCUCGUCGAUGCCCUCAACCCUCCCCCACCCGCCCAAAGAGAACAUCCGGAUAUCCAUAUCCAGCGACUACUCCAAUUAGCCUGGGUGACUACGAUCAGAGCAUUCUCCUGCUCGACAACCCUAUACGUUGAUCAAGACUACGUAAAGGGCCAAUGCUACAUAGGCGAAAAAGCUCAUUGCUCCUCGAAACCAACCGUCCAGAUCCACGUAGAUCCUCAUGACACCGUGAGAGAUCUCUUCCGCGAGAGCAUUGAAGCUCUAGGCCCAUUAUCCCAUGUCAAAGUUACGGAGAACGGUCACACCGGCCAGGCCGACGAGCAUUUCGGCUUCAAUGUGACAAUCGUCUACCAGAAGCAACCGGCGGAUCGCAUCCUGUCUGGUCUAGAUGCAUGCGUCGGCGAAUGUCAAGUCUGCUGUGGUAUACCGGCGAGACAGUCAACAGAGACUGACUCGAUAUUCGCCGGUCUCCGCCUUUCAAUCCGGCAUACCUCCGAUGAUAGGUUACACGCUCGAUUGGAUGUUGGGAACACUGGCAUCGGACUGCCAUUAGCUACAAGCCUAUUGAAAAGCUUCAACCAGGCUCUCUCAUCAAUUGAUGGUGCAUCCACACAAACCAUCGGCAGUCUCGAGUUAUGCUCCGCGCAAGAUCGUGAUCAGAUUGCCCAAUUCACUGGAAACAUCGCGCCUGCCCAUGAUUCCCUGCUUCAUGAUCUCUGUUUACGACACGUAAAGACAACCCCCGAUGCUCCCGCCGUUCGCUCCUGGGAUGGGGAUCUGACAUAUCGCCAACUCGAGGACUUGACUUCUAGAUUAGCCCAUUGGCUCGUGGGACAAGGCGUCGGACCAAAUAUCUAUGUGGCUUGUGGCUUCUACAAAUCCACCUGGGCUAUCGUGGCCCGACUGGCUAUCCUCAUGGCUGGUGGUGCGUACAUCUGCGUUGAUGGCAGUGAUCCACCACCAUAUCUUCAAUCUUCCCUCGAACGCACCCAGAUAAAGAUCAUGCUCACUUCCGCCGGCUACAAGGAGAAAUUUGCCGAUCGGGUUCAAACACUCUUCGAGGUCAGCGAGACAUCCGUGUCAAGCUUGCCAUUGGUAAAUUCGGUCCCUUGUUCAACCGUCAAACCUACAGACCCUUGCGUUGUGCUCUUCACAUCCGGCAGCACAGGAAAACCAAAGGGAAUCAUCCAGGAGCAUCGUAGCUAUGCAUCCGCAUUGACGGAUUACAUCCGAGUCAUGGAGAUGGGACCGCAUAGCCGGAUGUUCCAAUUCGAUUCGUACACCUUCGACAUCAGCAACAACGACUUCCUAGCGCCUCUCAUCGCUGGUGGCUGCUGCUGCGUCCCCACCAGAUCUCUAACAAUGGACGCGCUGAUGAACGACAUGAACGAUCUGGAGGGUAACAUAAUGUUCAUCACACCCUCCGUCGCCAUCGACAUGGAACCCGAGCGCGUCCCAACGCUGAAGAUGAUGUGUAUCGGCGGCGAGCCAGUCUCCGAUGCGGUCCUGACAAAAUGGCUCAAUCGCGUGCAGGUGGUAAACCAAUACGGCAUGGGCGAGAUAGCUUCUCUCUGCGCAUACAACCGUAAUCUCCAGAUGGGCCAUGGGUCAGUAGUCGGUCGUCCUGCUACCGGUGCAAUCUGGAUCGUGAAUCCCGAUAACCCCGACCAACUGAUGCCCGUCGGAGCCGUGGGCGAACUCCUCAUCGAAGGACCCCAUCUCUCCAAGGGAUAUCUCGACCACGUCUCUGGAAAAUCGGAGAACUUUCUCACAUCGCCACCAGUCUGGAUGAGCCAACUGCACACUGAGAGACCAAAACACCGCUUCUAUCGCUCCGGCGAUCUAGGCCGGUACAACCACGAUGGAACGAUCGAGCUGAUGGGCCGAAAGGAUAGCAUGCUCAAGCUCGAUGGAGCGCGCGUCGAGGCAGGCCAGGUGGAGUACGUUCUCCGGCGCAACCUGACGACCGGCGAUGCUGUCGUCGUGGACGUUCUAGGCGUUAUCGACGGCGAAAGCGAUCCAAUUCUUGCCGUUUAUAUACACUUGGCAAAUAACCCCAUGAACACGGAGAAGGGUCCGGUCGAAGAGAUGGAGUUCCGUCCUAUCAGCGACAGACAUGCUGUGUAUGCGCUCACACAGUCGCUGAGUGAGGCGGUUCGUCAGAGUUUGCCCAGGUACUAUGUUCCUGGGCUGUAUAUCCUUAUUGAUAGAGUGCCGCGCACCAAGUCUAAAAAGACAGAUCGACGGAAGCUUCAUAUGUUGGGUCAGGCUUAUUACAUGGAGCAUCGGGAUCAGCUGGAGGAUAUUACUGUCUGGUUUGAUUGGACUAAGAUAUAA
Messenger RNA from Penicillium concentricum, 2466 nucleotides. RefSeq names its product non-ribosomal peptide synthetase. Gene Ontology annotation, molecular function: phosphopantetheine binding. The record is from RefSeq and is a predicted model, not a curated record. Gene Ontology annotation, cellular component: cytoplasm. The coding region runs from base 1 to 2466 and encodes 821 amino acids. Gene Ontology annotation, biological process: secondary metabolite biosynthetic process; amino acid activation for nonribosomal peptide biosynthetic process. The transcript has a single exon. NCBI's taxonomy places the organism in Eukaryota, Fungi, Ascomycota, Eurotiomycetes, Eurotiales, Aspergillaceae.